CGACUUACUGUCUUGAAUGACCCUGGUAGCCCCCUGGUGUAUGCUCAGAUUGCAAUGGAAACAAUAAACUGUCUGAUAGGCGAUUGCAUUGUAGCCUGGCGUGCAUGGAUUUUAGCAGGUCGCGGGUGCAAAGUACUCAUAAUUCCUGUUCUUUUUAUCCUAGGUGGGACUGCCUCAUCCAUUGGACUAACAAUCGCCUUCUCAAACGAACCAAGCGGGCACGAAAUCUUCAGCCAGAACAUAUUUGACUGGCUCGUUCCCUUCUUUGCCUUCACUAUUGCGACAAACCUGUACGCGGUUGCAGUUAUCUCGUAUAAAACGUGGCGGCAUCGCCAAAGUAUGAAAGCCUUGGAGAAAAACGGGUCGCGCAUUUUUGAAAGCGGUAGAUUCAGAAUCGCAAUGUUGCUGCUUAUCGAGUCUGGGUUUCUCUAUAUCCUCGUCCUUGCCGUUAUCCUGGUGCUAUUUCUGCUAGAUAGUAACGGCGUCUAUGUCGUUGCGGAUAUGCUAGCGCAUCUAACGGGCAUCUAUCCUGUUGUCAUCAUCGUUCUGGUUGUAUUACAGCUGACGCAGCACGAUAUCGCGAGCCGGGAAGCCACUUUGUCAACUAUGCACUUCAACGUUGUGUCGCGGAUACCGGCCAGGAAUAUGACUCACGAACUAUCGACGCUCAGAAUCCAGGUCAACUCAACAAACUCGUUUGAUUCGUCUCGGAGCCCGAUGGAGAAGGGUGGGGAGCCAAAGAAGUGUGUCCGUUUAGAAGACUUCCAUUAUGCGAGUGCUUGAUCUACUUGCCGAUAACCCAAACAACUAUAUUUUAUGGUACUGAUACCGCC
Molecule: messenger RNA, 833 nt
Organism: Fomitiporia mediterranea MF3/22
Lineage: Eukaryota; Fungi; Basidiomycota; Agaricomycetes; Hymenochaetales; Hymenochaetaceae
Exons: 5
Coding region: 55-783 (242 amino acids)
Source: RefSeq, a predicted model, not a curated record